This is a messenger RNA of Gavia stellata (red-throated loon), 375 nucleotides long. RefSeq names its product high mobility group AT-hook 1 (gene HMGA1). NCBI's taxonomy places the organism in Eukaryota, Metazoa, Chordata, Aves, Gaviiformes, Gaviidae. Gene Ontology annotation, cellular component: nucleus; chromatin. The record is from RefSeq and is a predicted model, not a curated record. The transcript is spliced from 5 exons. Gene Ontology annotation, molecular function: DNA binding; transcription coregulator activity. Bases 10 to 366 code for a protein of 118 amino acids. Gene Ontology annotation, biological process: regulation of DNA-templated transcription.
GGCUCUGCAAUGCCUCUGACGAUGAGCGAAUCCGGCGCCAAAUCCAGCCAGCCCUUGGCCGCCAAGGGGGAGAAGGACGUGUCGGAGAAGAGGGGCCGGGGGCGGCCCAGGAAGAAGCCGCAGGUAUGUGGGGUCCCCUGGGAGGAAGGGGAGGGGGGUACCCCACUGGGCAGCUCUCAGGAGCCCAGCGAGGCCCCGACCCCCAAGAGACCCCGCGGACGGCCGAAGGGCAGUAAAAACAAGGCCACCCCGAAAGGCAGGAAAGCUGCAGUCACACCAGGGAGAAAACCUCGAGGCCGACCCAAAAAAUCGCAGGACGAGGAGGAGGUGAACAUUUCCCAGGAGUCAUCCGAGGAGGAGCAGUGAAACCUCCAG